Molecule: messenger RNA, 5078 nt
Organism: Zootoca vivipara (common lizard)
Lineage: Eukaryota; Metazoa; Chordata; Lepidosauria; Squamata; Lacertidae
Gene: DIS3L
Product: DIS3 like exosome 3'-5' exoribonuclease
Biological process (GO): rRNA catabolic process; mRNA catabolic process
Cellular component (GO): cytoplasmic exosome (RNase complex)
Molecular function (GO): 3'-5'-RNA exonuclease activity; RNA binding
Source: RefSeq, a predicted model, not a curated record
UUUGGGGGUGCCUGGGGUAACCACCAGCACUUUAAACUGGGCCCAGAAAUGCAUAAGUGCCCAGUGUAGCUGGUACAGAACGAGUAUUAGGCGCUCCAACUCAAAACAUCUGGGCAGCUGAAUUUUACACUUGUUGUAGCUUCUGAACCAUCUUGAAAUGCAGUCCCAUGUAGAGUGCAUUAUAGUAGUCUAAUCUAGACAUAACCAGGGCAUGAAUGAGGCAAGGUUUGCUUUCUUGAGAUAGGAUUGAAGCUGGCAAAUCAGGCAAAGGUGAUAAAAAGCACUGCUGGUAACAGAUAGCACCUAUGUCUCUAGUGAUAGCACUAGAUCCAGGAGGACACCGCAGCCCAAAGUUCAGACUUGGUCUUUCUGGGGGAAUGCAUCCCUAUCCAGUACUGGACACACAGCUCCCUCCAGAUCAACAGAUUUUCUCUCCCACAGUAUUUCCAUUUUGUCUGAUUAAGUUUCUGUACGAACACAAUCCAUAGAUUGAAUCAGACUGUACCUAUCCGCCCAUUGUAAUUUUUACCAUAGGAAUGAAUCAUUGGAUGUUCCAAGAAUAAAACUUGUAAUUUGCAACUCUUCCUGUACAAAUUUAGGGAUUCUCAUAUAUAUUUUGAGGCUUGUUGCUAACUUUGUUGUAGCAAGUGGGUGUUAGAAAAUCAGAAAUGCUGUGUAGCAAUGCGCAGAAGAUCUAAUAUCUCUCUUACAUUAUUUUCCAUCAGAAUUUAAGGUCAAAUAGUUUAUACCAAGUAGAAUAAACCCUUUUGCCCUUUCCCCUGAAAGUAAAUUGAUUGCUAGCUUUUACUUUGAUGCAGUAUAUGCCUUUACUAUUCAAAUAAGGUUUCUGUUCUUGUUGCCAGGUUGUUACUGCAACGUGCCCUCUUUUUGACCUCAAUCACCAUUCAUAAAGUGAGAAAGACUUAAUGCCAUCUAAGACUAUCUGUCCUUUAGAAGGAUGGAUUUCAGGCUCUCUGGGACCGUAUAAUUUUUAGUGUGUACAGAGCAGCUUUCGCCAACCUGUUGACGUCCAGAUGUUUUGAACUACAACCUGCUGGGAGUUGUAAUCCAAAAAUCUGGAGGACAAGAGGUGGAUGAAGGGUGGUACAGAGUAAAAUUAGCAAGCCAGCACCAUUUUUCUUUCCAUUCCUUUCAGAUAACCCACCUUGUCCAACCUCUAGAUGCCUUUGAACUAUAAAUCCCAUAAUAUGUGACCCUUGUCCCUCCUGGCUGGGGCUCAUGGGAGUUGGAGGGUAACAUCUGAAGGGCACCAGCUUCCCCCUCUCCACCUUGCCUACUGCAACUAAAGUUGUAACCCACAGUACGCAGGUGAGAAAUUAUUGUCCGACGACCUGACCCACUAUGUUGUACCUGACUGGAAGGUGGUCCAAGAUUAUCUGGAGAUAUUGGAGUUCCUGGAACUCAGAGGGAUUGUUUUCAUGCAAACAGCAUGUCAAGCAAUGCAGCAUCAGAGAGGGCGCAGACAGUACAAUAAACUUCGAAAUUUGGUGAGGGACGCCCGCCAUGAUUGCAUUAUGUUUUUUAACGAAUUCCAGCUGCUUUCUUACUUGCCAAGAGAGAGGGGAGAAUCUUUGGAGAAGUGGCAGACAAGGAGUAUUUACAAUGCAUCCGUUUGGUACUAUAAUCACUUUGCGGGUCAGAUGCCCAUCGUCAUGGUAACAGAUGAUGAAGAUUCCAUCCAACAACUUGGAAGUGAAACGGAAGGUGUUUUUGUGAUUUCAUUCAAGAAUUAUCUGGACAACUUUUGGCCUGACUUAAAAGCUGCUCACGAGCUUUUUGAGUCUAUAGUGCACUCACGGCGUGAACGGGAGAAUGAAAGUCAAGAGAAUCACGGAAGGGAGUAUCCUGAACAUGUCCCUGUGGAAAUGCUGGAAGCAGGGAUCAAAUCAGGGAGAUACAUACAGGGGGUCCUGAAUGUGAAUAAGCACAGAGCUCAGGUUGAAGCAUUUGUGCGACUUCAAGGAGCCAGCAACAAAGAAAAAGAUCUCAAAAAUGACGUCCUCAUUUACGGCACCAAAGCUCGGAACAGAGCAAUUCAUGGUGAUGUGGUAGCAGUUGAAUUACUCCCCAAAAGCGAGUGGAAGGGACGGACUGCCGCCCUUUGUGAGAACGAGACCGAAGACAAGACUUCUGGGGAGGUUUACGGUGAACCUAUGCCCACAGGUAAAGUCGUUGGCAUCAUACAGAAGAACUGGCGUGAUUAUGUGGUCACAUUUCCAUCCAAAGAAGAGAGCCAGUCACAUGGCAAAAAUGCACAGAAAGUUCUUGUGACACCUUGGGAUUACAGAAUCCCCAAGAUCAGAAUUAGCACGCAGCAAGCUGAAGCUCUACAGGACUUCCGGGUCAUCGUGCGUAUCGAUUCUUGGGAGUCGACAUCGGUGUAUCCAAAUGGGCAUUUUGUGCGUGUUUUAGGGCGGAUAGGAGAUAUUGAGGGAGAAAUUCAGACUAUCCUGGUGGAAAACAGCAUCUCUGUGAGUCCUUUCUCCGAAGCGCAGAUGUGUGAGAUGCCAGUUGUUAUCCCGGAGAAGCCAUGGAAAGUGGCUCCAGAAGAAGAGCUCAAGCGUGUUGAUCUGAGGGAUACCCACUUAGUCUUCAGCAUUGAUCCAAAAGGCUGUGAAGAUGUGGACGACGCCCUGUCCAUUAGAACCCUGCCUAAUGGAAACCUGGAGCUAGGUGUUCACAUUGCAGACGUGACUCACUUUGUGGCUGCAAAUUCUUACACAGAUAUUGAGGCAAGAGCAAGGGCUACUACUUACUACUUAGCAGAUCGUCGUUACGACAUGCUGCCUGCCAUCUUGAGUGCCAACUUAUGUUCUCUUCUUGGGAAUGUUGACAGGUACGCUGUGAGUGUCAUUUGGGAACUUGAAAAAACUUCCUAUGAAAUAAAGGAGGUUUGGUACCACAGAACCAUCAUUCGCUCUUCCUACAAACUGUUUUAUGAGGCGGCCCAGGCGUUGCUGGAUGGAGACUUGGCAGUGGCCGAUGAAAUUCUGGAGCUCAAAGAUAUGGGCGAAGAUACAAGGAAACAGAAGUUAGACGAGCUGACCUGGGCCAUAGGGAAGCUGACCGAGGUAGCCCGGCAUAUUCGCGCUAAGAGAGACAGCUGCGGAGCGCUGGAAUUGGAAGGAGUAGAGGUCAGAGUGCUACUGGAUGACAAAAAGAACAUCAAUGACCUCAUCCCCCGGCAGCCGCUGGAAGUCCAUGAAACGAUUGCCGAAUGUAUGAUUCUCGCAAACCAUUGGGUGGCCAAGAAGAUAUGGGAGACUUUCCCUCACCAAGCCCUCCUGCGCCAACACCCACCCCCACGGCAGGAGUUUUUUUCAGAGCUCCGAGAAUGUGCUGGGACAAAAGGCUUCUUCAUAGAUACACGGUCGAACAAAGCAUUAGCUGACUCCCUGGAUAAGGCAGUUGACCCAUCCGAUCCCCUGGUGAAUAGGCUGCUGAGAUCUAUGGCCACACAGGCAAUGUCUAACGCCUUGUAUUUUUCAACUGGCUCUUGCCCCAAAGAAGAGUUCUUUCACUAUGGUCUUGCUCUGGAUAAAUACACCCACUUCACUUCACCAAUUAGAAGAUAUGCUGAUAUCAUAGUCCACCGGCUGCUGUUGGUGGCCACUUCGAAAGGAGAUAAAUCAGGCACCAAGGAGAACUUGCUUAGCAACAAAGAACUUGAAGAGCUAUGUAGACACAUCAACAACAGAAACAGGGCCGCCCAGCAUGCCCAGAAGCAGUCCACUGAACUUUUCCAGUGUAUGUACUUCAGAGAUAAGAGUCUUGACGGAGAUGAGCAGUGCACAGCAGACGGGAUUAUCUAUUCAAUCCGAACGAACGGCGUGCUUGUCUUUGUGCCAAGGUAUGGAAUUAAAGGGGCAGCCUAUCUGAAAAAUAAGGAAGGGUUGGUCCUCUCUUGUCAAGCCGAUGGGAGCUGCAAAUGGAAACCUGGUUGUCUCCAGCGCUUUCCUAGCAAAAUUAUCUCUGCUCCCACAGCUGAGGAUUCUGUUACUCUGAACCUGUUUGACCAUGUGGCGGUAAAAAUUUCCGUACAGAGUUCUCGUUGCCAUACCGAUCGCAUUCAGUUACAUAUAACAAGCUGCAAGCCUUACAAGACACCAGAGUUGGAACUGUCUCAAAGUCCCCACAUAUCUAGAACAGACUUGGUACGGGAAGUAACGAAGACUGUGGAGGAGGCCCAGCUUGCUCAUGACAAGGCCAAAACAAAGAUGAUAGAGGAAGAAUAUGAGGAGUAUCGCCAGACGCAGGGUGUGAGCCUGUAUCAUUUGUUGGAGGAAAUCAAGGAGUUGGCCUUAUUGGAUGUAUCUGCAUAGUGGAGCAUGAAAGCUCUCGUGCAAGUGCUGUUCCUUUGGCCUGUCCUAAAAAAAAAUUCUAAUAUUUCUAAAUGUGUUAAGUUAUUUCAGUCGGCUCGGCUUUUGGUAAAACAUGGUAUGGGCAGCUAUACAUUAAAACACACUUGUAGCCAUGGAUGGUAAUGAAAUAGCACUUUGCCUUCUGUGAAUUGAGUACAUAAAAUGGCAAAUAUUUCAAAGUACCUCAGGGAAUAAAUAAUAAUUUGAUAUGACAACUAAGUAGCUCUUUAAAAUUCUACUCUCUGAUAAUGGAAGGGACUAUACAGCAAAAGAAUGUUAAGCGCUUCCUAUUAAUUUAUAUCCAGUAUUUAGUUAGCAUUUUGGUUGUUUUUUGUUUUCACUACCAUUGAGUUGUACUCAAAUGUACCUCCCGAAUUACGAAACCAUUGUCAAAACUUUUGAAUAGGAGGCAUCAUGGCGCGCACCACAGAGUUCCUGAGGUCAGCCGGCAGAUCUAGACUGCCCGGGCGGCUCCUGAGCCGCCGCCACGCGAGAGCCGGGAGAGUUCGGUGAACCGAUUGAGGGGCCGCCCCCUCAGUGAGUGUUUCGGGCCGGAAUUGAGGGCACCCGGUCGCCGGUCAGAUAGACAAUCCACACACACCCAACUCCCCAUCCCACCCAUCCCUUUCCCCCUUCCUCAUAAUGUCUCAACAAGUAAAAUUGAUGUGUACAAAUGAUACACGGGAGGAGGAGGAG